AGUAUUACAAUUUCAUGGCAAAAACAUAUCUUGGACCCUAAAGAAUCCACCAGGAGAAGAUUAAAAGGAUAGUGAGAACCACAAAAAGGUAUUGCCUUUGCAUUUUCCUAAGAUUUAUUUCUUAAAAGUUGUUAACCAUGGCGAGUGACAGUACUUCACUUCACAUCGUGAUGCUCCCAUGGUUAGCCUUCGGACACAUUAUUCCAUACUUGGAGCUAGCUAAGCUCUUAGCUGAGAGAGGCAACAAGAUUUCGUUUGUGUCCACUCCCAGAAACAUCCAGCGCCUCCCCAAAUUGCACCCAAACCUCGUACCAAACAUCGAUCUCAUCGGAUUACCUUUGCCGCAAGUCGAAAAUCUCCCACAAGAUGCAGAGUCCACCUUGGACUUACCUUAUGACAAAGUCAGGUACCUCAAAAUUGCCUUCGAUGAGCUCCAAUACUCCAUGGAUGCUCUUCUGCAAACACUUUCCCCAGAUUGGGUAAUUCACGAUUUCGCUUCGUUUCGGUUAGUUCCUAUCAUGGAAAAUCUGAGCAUCCCCAACGUCCAUUUCAGCAUAGUUACAGCGUCUAUUCUCGUAUCCCUAGUGGGCCCUCCGUCGGCAAUUAUCGACGGUCUAGAUUAUCGAGUGGAGGCAAAGCAUAUGACGUCCAAACCCAAGUGGGUCCCGUUUGAGACCACGAUCGUGCCUCGUUAUUUCGAGAUUAUGCGCCUGUUCAACGACGCUUACAUCGACGGCGGCAACGUCUCCGACGUUUAUCGCUUAGCUGUUACCGUGAAAGGCGCGAGUGCUGUUUUUGUUAGGAGCUGUUACGAACUCGAGCCGGAGUGGCUGCAAUUAGUAGAAGAUUUGUUCGGAAAACCCACCAUCCCGGUUGGGUUGCUGCCCACCACAGGUUAUGCUGAUGAAGAAGACGAUGACCAGAAGAAAGCAGCUUGGCUUGAAAUCAAGGAAUGGCUAGACAAGCAAGAAAAAGGUUCAGUAGUGUACGUAGCUUUUGGGAGCGAAACAAAGCCGAAUCAGGAAGAAGUGGUAGAGAUAGCUCUGGGGUUAGAGCUUUCGAAGCUACCAUUCUUCUGGGUUUACAGGAAACAACGAGGCUGGGCGGAUGAGGAAGUGACGAAACUUCCAGAAGGGUUUGAAGAGAGGACGAGAGGGCGCGGGGUGAUAUGUACAAGCUGGGCACCUCAGCUGAAGAUACUGAGUCAUGACUCGGUGGGAGGGUUCUUGACUCACUCGGGAUGGAGCUCCGUGGUGGAGGCCCUCAAAUUUGAGAAAAAACUCAUUCUGCUCCCUUUCUUAGCGGACCAAGGGAUGAUUGCAAGGCUAUUAGUGGAGAAGGAAAUGGGGUAUGAAAUAGCGAGGGAUGAGAAUGAUGGAUCGUUUUCCAGAGACUCGGUGGCCGAGUCACUGAGAGUGGUAAUGGUGGAGGGGCAAGGAAAGAUAUUCGCAGAAAAGCUGAAGAAGAUGAAGGGGAAGUUGUUUGAGAAGGAGAAACAAGAUAAUUACGUUAACAAGUUGUUGGAUUAUCUUCAUGAUCCGACAAUGCAUCAGCCAAGUGGUGCCCACAAAAAUUAAGGCCAGUACAGUGUUCAAUGUUCUGGUCUAUAAUAAAUAAAUAAUAAAUGUAGUUUGAAUUAAAUUAGCUGCUGAAACUAAACAGACUCUGAGCUUCAGAAGUGCCAUGCAUGCAUUAUAUUUUUGACAAAAUAAAACCGUCGUUCUGUGCUUUUUUGUUUA
Messenger RNA from Ipomoea triloba (trilobed morning glory), 1739 nucleotides. Its product is annotated as UDP-glycosyltransferase 91A1-like. The coding region runs from base 138 to 1577 and encodes 479 amino acids. The record is from RefSeq and is a predicted model, not a curated record. Gene Ontology annotation, molecular function: UDP-glycosyltransferase activity. NCBI's taxonomy places the organism in Eukaryota, Viridiplantae, Streptophyta, Magnoliopsida, Solanales, Convolvulaceae. The transcript has 2 exons.